Alligator mississippiensis (American alligator) is the source of this 4857-nucleotide messenger RNA. It is a transcript of the gene SMO, whose product is annotated as smoothened, frizzled class receptor. Gene Ontology annotation, molecular function: patched binding; transmembrane signaling receptor activity. Gene Ontology annotation, cellular component: plasma membrane; cilium; dendrite. The coding region runs from base 67 to 2481 and encodes 804 amino acids. Gene Ontology annotation, biological process: positive regulation of smoothened signaling pathway; commissural neuron axon guidance; smoothened signaling pathway. Lineage: Eukaryota; Metazoa; Chordata; Crocodylia; Alligatoridae. The transcript is spliced from 12 exons. The record is from RefSeq and is a predicted model, not a curated record.
GGCAUUGCAAAGGGGUGCCUGGGGUGCGUGCAGGAAAGGGGGGAUCCGUCUGGCUCCUGGCAGGGCAUGAUGGCCCCUGGGCGGUGGGCGCUGCUGUGUCUGCUGCUGGCGCUGGCCCUGGGCCUGUCCCCAGGUGCCCGUGGGGCUCAGCUCAACGCCACCCCGGCCCCUGAGCGCUGCAAGCGGGUGGCACCCUGCGAGCGCCUGCACUACAACGCCUGCCUGGGCUCCACGCUGCCCUACGCCGCCACCUCUACGCUGCUGGCCGGAGACUCGGGCUCACAGGAAGAGGCACACGGGAAGCUGCUGCUCUGGUCCGGUCUAAGGAAUGCCCCGCGCUGCUGGGACGUGAUCCAGCCCCUGCUCUGCGCCGUCUACAUGCCCAAGUGUGAGGACGGCAAGGUGGAGCUGCCCAGCCAGACCCUGUGCCAGGCCACCCGCGGGCCCUGCACCAUCGUGGAGCGGGAGCGGGGCUGGCCCGACUUCCUCAAGUGCGGUCUGGACCGGUUCCCAGAAGGCUGCCCGAACGAGGUGCAGAACAUCAAGUUCAACAGCUCAGGACAGUGCGAGGCGCCGCUGGUGCGGACGGACAACCCCAAGAGCUGGUACGAGGAUGUGGAGGGCUGCGGCAUCCAGUGCCAGAACCCACUCUUCACUGAGUGGGAGCACCACGAGAUGCACGUCUACAUCGCGGCCUUCAGCUCUGUCACGAUCUUCUGCACCUUCUUCACCCUGGCCACAUUUGUCGCCGACUGGAAGAACUCAAACCGCUACCCAGCCGUCAUCCUCUUCUACGUCAACGCCUGCUUCUUCGUGGGCAGCAUCGGCUGGCUGGCCCAAUUCAUGGACGGGGCCCGCGGUGAGAUUGUGUGCCGGGCCGAUGGGACCAUGAGGCUGGGUGAGCCCACCUCUAACGAGACACUGUCCUGCGUGAUCAUCUUUGUCAUCGUCUACUACUCACUGAUGUCGGGCGUGAUCUGGUUCGUCAUGCUGACCUAUGCCUGGCAUACCUCCUUCAAGGCCCUGGGCACCACCUACCAGCCACUGGUGGGCAAGACCUCCUACUUCCACCUGGUCACCUGGUCCAUCCCCUUCGUCCUCACCGUCGCCAUCCUAGCUGUGGCACAGGUGGACGGCGACUCUGUCAGUGGCAUCUGCUUUGUGGGAUACAAGAACUAUCGCUACCGGGCUGGCUUUGUGCUGGCCCCCAUCGGCCUGGUGCUCAUCGUAGGGGGCUAUUUCCUCAUCAGAGGUGUCAUGACUCUGUUCUCCAUCAAAAGCAACCACCCCGGGCUGCUGAGCGAGAAGGCGGCCAGCAAGAUCAAUGAGACCAUGCUGCGGCUGGGCAUCUUCGGCUUCCUGGCCUUUGGCUUCGUCUUCAUCACCUUCGGCUGCCACUUCUACGACUUCUUCAACCAGGCCGAGUGGGAGCGCAGCUUCCGGGAGUACGUGCUGUGUGAGGCCAACGUGACGAUCGCCACCCAGACCAACAAGCCAAUCCCCGACUGCGAGAUCAAGAACCGACCCAGCCUGCUGGUGGAGAAGAUCAACCUCUUUGCCAUGUUUGGCACUGGCAUCUCCAUGAGCACCUGGGUGUGGACCAAGGCCACGCUUUUGAUAUGGAGACGCACCUGGUGCAAGCUGACUGGGCAGAGCGACGAUGAGCCCAAGCGUAUCAAGAAGAGCAAGAUGAUCGCCAAGGCCUUCUCCAAGCGCAAGGAGCUGCUGCACAACCCCGAGCAGGAGCUGUCCUUCAGCAUGCACACCGUCUCGCACGACGGGCCCGUGGCCGGUCUGGCGUUCGACCUCAACGAGCCGUCAGCCGACGUCUCCUCUGCCUGGGCUCAGCACGUCACCAAGAUGGUGGCCCGGCGAGGUGCCAUCUUGCCGCAGGACAUCUCCAUCACGCCCAUGGCCACCCCUGUGCCACCGGAGGACAGGCCCAACCUGUGGGUGGUGGAGGCCGAGAUUUCGCCCGAGCUGGAACAGCGGAGCAACCGCAGGAAGAAGCGGAGGAAGAAGAAGAAGGAUGUCUGCCCGCUGGGGCCUGCACCCCUGCCCUGCGACGGGGGCUGCUGCGCCCCGCCGGCCUCCAGCUCCAUCCCGCGCCUACCCCAGCUCCCACGCCAGACCUGCCUGGUUGCUGGCCCCCGUGACUCCCGGCUCAUCGAGGAGACGCUGCUCCCUGGCUCCUACCCCGCACUGAGACCCGGCUUCUUCCCCCGGGACCACCGAUACCCGGGCAUGUUGCACCUCAUCAACAACCCCUUCUGCCCUGAGAGCGGGCUCCAGGAGGAGCUGAGCCUGGGGCACAGCAGUGCGAGGGGCUGUGUUGCUCCUCGGUCCUGCCUGGGUCCCGUGUCAUCCAAGCUGGACCCCUAUGGGCUGCGGACUCAGGGCCGGCAGGCUGCCUUCGCCCCUGGGCACUCCCGGACGAACCUCGUGGAUGCAGAGCUGCUGGACGCUGAUUCAGACUUUUAGACUCUCCUAACGCAGGAGCCUGGGGUGGGCUGGAGCACUAGGAGUGAGGGCGUAGGAGGAGGAUGCCGUGAAAGGGGGCAGAGCUGGCUGGGGCUGCUUUCCUCUGACCCCAAGUGGGCCCAACCCUCCACUGCUGUGCGGCCACCUCUGGACACCACCCACCUCUGGCUGCUCCCAGCCACGAGGCUCAGGCCUGGCCCCUGCUGCAGGGAGUUUGCAGCUCUGGGCACUGAUCCCUGAGCUUGUGCCGAGCUGGAUGCCACUGGAGAAGUGUUAUUUGUUGCUCUGGGUGACCUUGGGCAGUCGGCAGCAGGGAUGGGGCAUUGUGGGGGGCCGUAGUCACCUGGGGCAGCACUGUGCUCCUUAAAUGGAGCUGUGUCAGGCUCGCCGUGAUGUGGGGAGGAUUUGGGGACACUCCUGGGGCAGCCCCAGCUUGGACAGGCCUCAGCCGUGGCUGUGCAGUCUGAGGACUCUGGGUGAGGGGCACAUGGACACGGGGGGCCAGGGGCCCACGCUGAGCAGCUCCAAGGUGCAUGCAAGGCACGCUGUAUCCAGCAUCACACAGGGGACUGAGGUGUGGUUAAAAUGCCAGGACCAGGGCAUGGGGGUGAGAGGGGACUGCCCAGAAAGGAGUACUCCAUAUCCACAGGCCAUGCAGCCUCUCCAUGCCAGCCACCCCAGUGCGGUGAUGGGCAUGGGGCCAUCACAUGGCCCCCAGGAUGAAGGAAGGGGCAGGCAGCUCUCCUAUGGCAGCUAUACCAGGGACGGUAGAAGUUUAUACUGGGGAGACUGGUCUGGAUCCCCUCCCACCAGCCCCCAAAAGGGAUGCUCUACAUGGCUGCAGAGGUGCACAGCAUGCUAGGAUAUGCAGGAAAAGGCCCGCAGGAGGACUCUUAUAGCCAGGACCCAGCACGUGUUGCCUUUCCCUCCAGAGAUACCCUUCCUGGCUGGGCAGGGAGCUGAAUGCCCACAGGCUCCCGGGCCCCACACGACGGAGUGGGGAUAAAUGCCCCUGUUGCAUUGCGGGUGUAUAAAGCCCAGAAACCACAGGCCAUACAGCCCAGGCCAGGCCUCUAGCUGGGCGACAUCGCACCUGGGGCUCCUGGGUUAGGACACGCCAGCUUGACCUCCAUGCCACGGGGGUGGCUCUGGAUUGACACCCAGGACUGGACAGACCUGUAUAGACAGGAUGCACCGGGCUGUUGUUGUCAGUCUCAUCACCCAGAUCCACGGCGGAGGCAUGUUUUGGAUCUGUUCCUCCUGUAUCCCAGCAUGCCAAGCAGAAGAGAGGUGGCUGUGGGUUGGCUAGCAGUGUCAGCCGAAAGUAGCCGUGCUACCUAUAGAACGAGCAUCGGCUGCACUGGCUCCCCCCACGUGGAGACGGACCCCCACGGAGGUGUAGACCCAGCACCCGAAACCGUCCCUCCAUUUCUGAACUUCGGCUGGAGAAGCCCCCCCAGCUUCUUGCAGUCGGCGUUGACGCAGGAGCACGGGGAUAAACGUGAUGUCUGUCGCAGAAGAACCCCAACCCGCCGCUCAAUCUGGAGUUGGUAGGAGGGGCUUAGACUUUGGGCAGGGGCAGGGCCUCGCUGGGGCCCCUCCGUGGGAGGAGCUGCAUCUUGGGUUGAUCUCCUGGGAGCGUCCCCUCGACUCCGCAGCUCAGAUAACCAGCUCCAGCUUUUUCCCCAGAACCCGACAUUCCCAAGGGGUUGAAGCCACACACCCCCCACCGGCUCCAGCCCGGGCUGGCAGUGCCCCUAACCCCACAGGUGGGCUCUUUUCCUGCUGCAAAAGGGUGAAGGGGGCCCCAGAGCUUCACUCUGCUAGUGUCAGGGGGAAGGAUCUGGUCCCCAGGUCUGGUUCAUAGGCAUGGGCCCAACCAAGCCCCUUUCUAUCCAGAUCUGAGCUCUCCCAGGGUCCUGGGAUGGUUAAAGCUGGUUCUGUAGCUCUGGGGCAUGGAGACCACCCUCUCCAGUUGUCUGUCAUUCACCUGGCCCCAGGGGUCUCAGCAUGGCCUCUACGCACGUACAAAUGCCAUUGUGUGCAUCCGAAUAAUAUCACACGCAGGGAAACGUGCUGCUGCCUGGAGAUGGAAUUGAACCAGGACACAGAGGAGUGCCAAACUGGACCGGUACCGGGCCCACCUCGCUCAGCAUCACAUCUCUGACAUGGCCAGUAUCAGACGUUUUGGAGGAGAAGCUGCAGCCCUCCCUCAAGUGGUCCCUUAUGCCAUAACGGGCCCUCGGGUGGAAGGUGCUUCCUAAACUCCCAUCAGUGUUCAGCCACCUGAGCCUUCGUGGAGGAGGGUCGGCAUCUUUGCUAACACGAUUUGUAUCUGUGUUCUUCAUGCUUAUAAAUGUCUAGUCUUGUAUCGAA